UCUGCCGGCCCCAGACGGCGCCCACCUGUGACUGGUGCACAUCACUGCCUCUGGGCCCCUUCCAGGGGCUGUCCAGCUCAGCCGAUUCAGGGGCUCUUAGCCCGAGGGUCCCUUCAAGAUGGCCUGGCUGUGGCUGCUUUGUGCACUGCUCCCUGCCUUCAUGGUAUCUGUGACAGCCAACUCGCCACCAUCGUUUGGGGACAAUAUGACAUUAGUGACCCUGCCAGAGGACUUACCAGUGGGUGCCGUGGCCUUCUGGGUGGUGGCUACAGACAGCGAUAACGACCGGCUGACCUAUGGAAUUAGUGGCCCAAACGCCAACUACUUCUCCGUCAACUCAAGCACUGGGGAAGUGAAGCUAGCCAGCCCUUUGGAUUUUGAGACAGUUCCUUUCUUCAAGAUCACCGUUUCCGCAAACGAUGGUUUCAACUUCAGAACAAGUGAGAUGCAGGUGAUUGUGGAAGACAGAAAUGAUAACGUACCUGUUUUCCUGAACACUGAAUUCUCCACCAACAUCAGUGAGACCCUGCCAGUCGGCUCCGUGGUGUUCUCCGUGCUGGCGGAGGACAAGGACACAGGGGUAUCCGGUUUGGUGCAAUAUUUCAUAGAGAAGGUCAUCCCCAGCACCGCCAACAGCAACAAUCUCUUCCGUAUCCUGGAAAACGGCUCCAUUGUGCUGAAUGACAGACUCAGCUACAACAACAAGAGUGCCUUCUACCAGCUGGAGCUGAAGGCCUGUGAUUCAGGCGGAAUAUUAGAUAACAAGCCAAAAACCCAAUGCUCCCAGCCGGUCUUUGUAUCCAUCUCAGUGAUUGAUGAGCCAGACCUGGACCCUCGGUUUGUCAGGGAGUUUUACUCAGCCUCUGUGGCUGAGGAUGCCGCUUUGGGGACGUCUGUGCUGACCGUGGAGGCCGUGGACAGCGACAAAGGCAUCAAUGACAAUGUGACCUACAGCGUCUCCAACUCCACGAGGCCUGGGUGGUUCGACAUCAGGGAAGAUGGGGUCAUCUUCGUCAGUGGCUCCCUGGACAGAGAGCAGCUGCUUCUGGAAAACGAAGAAGUGCAGAUACAGGUCACGGCCACCGAGAAGAAUCGGAACAUCUACGGGCAAGAGGCCAAGGCGAGCAUAUGGGUCACAAUAAGGGUGACUGAUGUCAACGACCACAAGCCGGAAUUUUACAACUGCAGCCUCCCGGGCUGCUCCUUCAGCCCCCAGGAGGCUCAAGUCAAUUUCACAGGCUACGUGGAUGAGCAUGCCUCUGCCCGAAUCUCCAUCGAUGGUCUGACCAUGGUGGCCUACGACCCAGAUCAGGGCGACAAUGGUACCUUCCUGCUGUCCCUGAGGGGCAAGGAUGCUGAAGCCUUCAAUGUGUCCCCAGAGCGAGCGGCAGGGUCUGUCAGUGUGCAGGUGGUGGUGAGAAACUCAGAGAUGGUGGACUAUGAGAAGGAGAAAGUGAUGGCUGUGGAGGUUGUGGCCACUGACUCAGUCAGCAGUGACUACUCUGUUGCCACGGUGACCAUCCACCUUAGAAACAUCAAUGACCACAGGCCCAUGUUCUCUCAGAGCCUGUAUGAACUCACUGUGCCAGAGCACUGUCCAACAGGUUACCUGGUCACCAACAAAAUCCAGGCUACAGACCUGGAUGGGGAUGAAUGGGGUCCUAUCACCUACAGUCUGCUUCCAGGAAAUGGAGCAGACCUGUUUGAGGUGGAGCCAAAGUCAGGGAAUCUGACGGUGAAAAAUGGCACACUGCUGGACCGGGAGAAGCAGGCCGUGUACUACCUGACGCUGCAGGCCACUGACGGUGGGAACCAGUCCACCACCACUGCCCUGGAGAUCACUCUGCUGGAUAUCAAUGACAACACGCCCAUGGUCCGAGGCUCUUACAACGUCUUCGUGCCAGAGGAGGACGGCAAUGUCUCUGUGACCAUCCAGGCCUAUGAUGACGACCAGCCAGACACUAACAACAGCCGCCUGCUCUUCAGCCUGCUUCCUGGGCCCUACAGCAGCAACUUCUCCUUAGACCCUGAGACAGGGCUACUCAGGAAUGUUGGGCCCUUGGACCGAGAGGACAUUGACCCUGCCCUGGAGGGCCGCAUCGUGCUAACUGUGAUCGUGGCUGACUGCGGCCAGCCUUCCCUAAGCACCGAUGUCAAUGUCACCAUCACGGUGGAGGACAUCAAUGACAACCUGCCUGUCUUCAACCAGUCUUAUUAUGAAUUCUUUGUGCUGGAGAGAGUUCUAGGAGCAUGGGUGGGCACAGUGAAGGCCUGGGAUGCUGACCAGACGGCAGCCAACAACCGCAUCAGCUUCAGCCUGUCUGGGACCGGCGCCAACAACUUUAUCCUCCAAGGCAACGUGCUAGAAAAAGGGUGGGCAGAGGGUAGCCUCUGGCUGCUCCCGGACGUGAGCCUGGAUUAUGAGACACAGAAGUUCUUCUACCUGACAGUGAGUGCUGAGAACCCAGGCCCCCAGGGCCUCAAUUCUACAGCUAAUGUCACCGUGACAGUGGUGGAUGUGAAUGAUGAGCCGCCGACUCUGGACGCAGCUUCACUCCAGGCCAUCUCUGUGACUGAGAAUGGCUCCGAGCACGGCCAGGUGGCCCGGGUGAUAGCCCAGGAUGCGGACACUAACGCGUCGCUGAAGAUAGAGCUGGUGGACAUCACCUGCACCAAGGCUGGGGUAGACGUGGGCAGCGUGUGCCACGACUGGUUCUCUGUGGAUAACAAUGGCUCUGUGUACAUCAAUCAGAGUGAGGCCAUCGACUAUGAGGCUUGUCACCUGGUCACGCUGGUCGUGCGGGCGUAUGACCUCACCACGGAUCCCCGCUUUGAUGCUUAUAGCAGCAACGGAAGCCUUCUCAUCAACAUCAAGGACAAGAAUGACAAUGCCCCCUAUUUUCUGCCUGACAACCAGACCUUCGUGAUCAUCCCAGAGCUUGUGUUGCCCAACCAGCAGGUGGCUUCUGUCCAGGCCAGAGAUGAGGACUCAGAAGACAACGGGAUCAUCAUGUUCUCCAUCCCGAAAGCAGAAUUUGUCCGUAAAGAUGGAACUACCAACCCUGUCCAGGUCUUCCGGAUUACCAGAUCAGUGGACGCUGGCCUGUUCACUGGCAGCAUCGAGCUGGUGACCAACCUUGAUUCUACUAUCCAAGGCACAUACCAGGUGACAGUCCAGGCCCAAGAUCAGCCCACUGUGGGUCCUGCCCUAGAGACACAGACCACCCUGAGUCUCUUCACUGUGGACCAGAGCUACCGUGUGAGGCUGCAGUUCUCCACCAACAAGGAGGAUGUUGGUGCCAAUGUGGAGGAGAUCAAGGAGGCUCUUAUCCAGGCAACCAGGACCUCUGUCUACGUUGUGACCAUCCAGGACAUAGACUCUACAGCUCGGGCCCGAGCCAGCUCCUACAUGGACGCCUACUUUGUCUUCUCCAAUGGGACAGCCCUGACACUUACUGAGCUGAAUUUGAUGAUCCGGAAGGACCAGGAUGCACUGAGGCAGCUGCUGCAACUGGGGCUGGUGGUGGUGAGCUCCCAGGAGAGCCAGGAGCCGGAUCAGCAGAAACUGCUCACCAGUGUCAUCAUAGGAUUGGUAGUGUCUUUGGUGCUGGUCCUUGUGAUUAUGAUUACAGCCCUCGUGUGUUUGCGGAAGAGCUAUCACCGGAAGCUUCGAGCCAUGAGGGCUGGCAAGGAGGCUCGGAAGACCCCAAUAGAGACAACAGCUCCAACUGCCGCUAUCCCGGGCACUAACGUGUAUAACACCGAUCGGGCCAACCCUGUGCUGGACCUCCCGACCAAGGAUCUGGGGUUGGAGUGCCACUCCUCCAGUGACUUGGACUAUGACAGCCUCAAUUCCCUAGACGAGAACUCUGUGGACUUGGACAUGGACAGUAAGGAAUUCAAGAGGAAGGAUCUUCCAGGAGACCCUCCUGAGCCUGACCCUGAGCCCUUGACUGCGGUACUCUCGGGAAGGUCGGCAGGCUCCAGUGACCAGCGGAAAAAGAAUCUGUCCUUCGCCAACCCUGGCCUGGACACCACAGAUCUGUGAUGGAGCCCGUCAUUCUUCAAGCUCAAACCGUGCUGUCUGCCCUCCCCUAAAAUAUAAUAUAUGGCCUUGC
This is a messenger RNA of Mus pahari (shrew mouse), 4118 nucleotides long. RefSeq names its product cadherin related family member 2 (gene Cdhr2). The record is from RefSeq and is a predicted model, not a curated record. Gene Ontology annotation, cellular component: plasma membrane. The transcript is spliced from 32 exons. Gene Ontology annotation, biological process: homophilic cell-cell adhesion. The coding region runs from base 119 to 4048 and encodes 1309 amino acids. Lineage: Eukaryota; Metazoa; Chordata; Mammalia; Rodentia; Muridae. Gene Ontology annotation, molecular function: cell adhesion molecule binding; calcium ion binding.